Molecule: messenger RNA, 2041 nt
Organism: Ceutorhynchus assimilis (cabbage seed weevil)
Lineage: Eukaryota; Metazoa; Arthropoda; Insecta; Coleoptera; Curculionidae
Source: the annotation of a GenBank genome assembly
AGCGAUUUCAAUGUGACACUGUUUGUACUUGAAUUGAGCCUUGAAACGAGGAUACGCCCUAAAUACAAUAUAAGGAAUAAAAGCAAGUAAAAUACUGAACAAAUGAUAGAAGAAGCUCCUGCAAUUGGACUUUUUGUAGGCGAAAAUGUGACAGAGUAUUUGGUCGUUUUCCGAAUCGUAAAUUUGUUGCGAUUUGGGUUCCCCAAUAGAUUCAUAACCUAAAAAAAUUGAGUCAAAUAUGAACGAGUAAAUAUAAACAAAUUGCUUCUUUACCAUUAGUACUACUAGUACAUAAGGAAACCAUGACUUCUUCAAACAAACACACACUCACAAAUUUAAAACUCCUUAUCUAAAUGUUCACAUUUUGCGUAUAGAAUUUGAACGUGCUUUGUGUGCCUUAUCAAAAUCAAAGCUUACUGAGCAUAGAUUCACAUUUCAAGACUGAUAGCAGUACUAAUGGAUUAGUAAUUACUUUGCAGUCUAUGCGUGGAAAAUAAUUAGAAUUUUUAAAGAGAAAAUUAAUAGUACCAAAACAACAAACAGCUGAUUUCAUUUGUAUUUUUGUCCUUUUUUAUUUUAUAGCAUUUAGAAAGAGACUUUUGACAAUCAGCUGAUUAAAGGUUUGUUCCAACCAGUCCCAGAACGGUUUCGGAACCACUCUGUAUACGAAUUUCGGUUUCUGCGCAGAAUCCUGACAGCAAUAUUACAGUUUCCUGGUUGGGUUGGAACAAAGCUUAAAUAAACAACAAAUGCCUAUUUUUAUUAAUAAUUAAAUAAUGGCUGAAGGAGGAUACAAUUCGGCCCAAGAGAGCUCGAUAAUAGACGAAUUCGCUGCCCCCGAGGCACGCUUUGAGUGCCCCAUUUGCCUGGCCUGGCUCAGGGACCCUGUGGUCACCUCUUGCGGGCACAGGUUUUGCAGGAAUUGCAUUCAGGGAUGGCUAGAAAAAGAGAACGCGUGUCCUGUAGAUAAAAUGAAGCUAAACAAAGACAAAGAUGUUUUCCCUGAUAAUUUUACUAGAAGGGAAAUUUCGCAGCAAAGGACAAAGUGUCCUAAUAUAGUGCGUGGUUGUCUGGAGGAAUUAUCACCCUUGGAUGUUGAUGAGCAUUUGUUGGUUUGUCAGUUUAGAGUACCAGAGUUGCCAGAUCACGAAAAGUUGAGGUGCCAGUUUGUGGAUUUUGGGUGCUAUGAAAAGUUUGAAGAUGAUCCCGAGCUGCAAAGGCACCUGCAGGAAAAUAUCCAACUACAUUUGGGCCUUUUGUCUAGGGCCUAUGGCAAAGUGAAUGUUGGUAGUGAAAAUGCUUCUAGCACUUUGGCUCAGGCUAAUUUUUGGGAUCCUCCAUCCAAACAUGAUAAUCAACAACUUAAAUCUACUACUGGUGAUAGUGAUAAUGAUAAUUUAUUAAGGGCCUUAUAUGAAAAAAUAGUAUUUUUAGAACAAAAAACCAGAGAACAAGACAUUAUUAUAGCUAAUAUGUCACAACAAUUAACAAAUUUAACAAGUACAACUGCUAAUUUCCAACAGAGAUACUGCAAUGGCUGUUUCCUUUGGCAUUUUAACGAUUUUAAAAAUAAAAUAGCUCAAAUGAGAGAAAAUCCAAGGCUGAUGCAUUAUAGCCCUGGGUUUUACACCAAUCCUUAUGGCUACAAAUUAUGUCUUAGAAUCAAUCUAUCUCCAAAAGACCCAAAUUAUCUAGCAAUCCUGAUUCACCUAAUGAAAUCUGAGCAUGAUCAAGCCUUAGACUGGCCAUUUUGUGGCAGAUUAACAGUCACCAUAGUCCAUCCAACGCAAUCAUUCAAAAACAUCAAAGAAACAAUGAUGUCCAGGUCAGAGUUGCAAGCCUUCAAUCGUCCAGUGCACGAUUUGAAUCCGAAAGGUUUUGGGUACACUGAAUUUGCUCUGAUCGAAGAAUUGUUUAAUCAAGAUUUUGUCAGCAAUAAUCAAUUGAUUGUUAAAGUCAAUGCGCUUCCAGUUUGAAUCUCAAAUAUUUAUACAUUCCAUGGUAUUUUUAUGCAAUAAAUAAUUUUUUUAUUAAUAAUCAA